Messenger RNA from Guillardia theta CCMP2712, 1345 nucleotides. RefSeq lists its product as hypothetical. Lineage: Eukaryota; Cryptophyceae; Pyrenomonadales; Geminigeraceae. The coding region runs from base 504 to 1301 and encodes 265 amino acids. Gene Ontology annotation, cellular component: cytoplasm. The transcript is spliced from 9 exons. The record is from RefSeq and is a predicted model, not a curated record.
GCACAGCUUGGUUUUAUCGGCGAAGAAGCAACCGAGCCGAAGCCAGAAGACUCGAUAGCAGGAGGAAAUCCAUGCUGGAUUGAAGGGAUCGACGUAGACUUCCCGAUCACUUGUGAUGCUUGCAACAACAAUCUUUACUUGUUGCUCCAACUCAACACAGACACCAACGUGCUGAGAAGAAACCUUUACGUGAGGAUCUGUUUGCAUGUGUAAGAAGUAAAUGUCAAAGUCAACCAGGAUCCUGGAAGGCGUUAAGAGUUCAGAAACGCUGGAACAAGCUUGACGACGACAUCUCAUCUGAGCAUCAACAAGUGAAAGUGCAGCCAAACUCCAAACCUCAGCCACGACCGCUCUUUACCAAGGAUGAUGCAGCCUGGGGGUGCGAGGACGCGAGUGACUGGAACGAAGGAGGUGCUGUAGCAUUACCACAACCAGCAGCAGCAUGUAGCGACGGAGGAAAGAGUUCGGCUCCUGAAGGAGAUGCUGGUGAGGACAACUGGGGCAUGGAAGAGGCGGGGGAUCGAAGUAUCCCUCAAGAUCUCCUCUCUCUCCAGCAGAAGGUGCAGGACAUGAAGAUGAAUGCGGGCAGAGACGCCGAAGGGCAGCAUGCUGACGCUGAGAGCGACAAGGCUGGGAGGAGGAGGAAGAAGAAGGGAAAGAAUCAGUCCGGAGCAAAGGCUGGAUUGGAUGUGGGAGCGGCGGAGUUUGUUCCGGUUAUGGCUGGAGUAUUCAAUGCAGAGUCUGAUAGUCACUCAUCGAACCAAGGCGAACAAGUGAAAGCUUUCUUUCCCUGCUAUUACAUCGAGUACGAUGCCGAGCCGGAGCCGGAGGAGGACAAAGACUUGGCGAAGUACAAGGAGCUGGCGGAGCAGGUGGUUGCCGAGCUCAAUGAAACUUCGGGAGGGGGCAGCGCUGCCCUGUGGAGUGGAGAAGAGCACGAGUCAACUAAAGGAGACAAACAGUUCCGCAAGUUCCGCAAGCGUGUAGCAAGAGCGCCUGAGCAAGUCCUCCGGUACUGCUGGAAUGGCGAGCCGCUAUGGCAGAGCUCGGAAGCGCAGUGUACCGAAGUCCCGCCAUGCCCCCGGUGCGGGUCGAGCCGAGUGUACGAGAUGCAGGCGAUGCCGGGCCUGUUCUACGAGCUCGGGGUCGAAGCCUUCGCUCCCAAGGGAGAUGAAGGGAUGGACUGUGGGGUAGCGAUCAUAUACUCCUGCUCGUCAAGUUGCGGCUCCUCGGGACAGGCGGAUGGCGAUGGGAGCGGCGAAGAUUUCGUUUUCAUCCAGCGCGAUACGCUUGUCGGCUAAUGCUCCGCCGGAUCCUUGCAUUCCAUGAACGAACUUGAUCUGUC